GCAAGCCACGAUCAAGGAAAACCUUGGCAGAUUGAGGAUGCAUACAAGAAAGAAUAUAAUAUCAAAGACAAGCUGGCGCCAAUAUUCUGCUCUGCAUCGCAUGGCAAACCGUCAAAUACCAUUGUGAAUACGACUGGAAGAGAGAUUAUCACUAUUGACAGUGAAAAGAGCUCAGACUCGGACUCGGAUGCCCCUCUAGUGCUUUUUGUCGGCAGAAGGAGUGGUGUUGCAUUGCCUCCGAACGCAUCAUCGAAGGACGUAGAAAAGCAAAGGAAGAAACAGGAAAAGAAGCAGCAGAAAGAACAGAAAGAAAAGGAGAAAACAGAUAAGAAAGAGAAGAAGAAGCAGACAAAACCGAAAUCCGAGGAGUCAAAUGCGAAAGAAAAUGGAGGACUGGAUAAAUUCAUGACAUCGGCGACCCCUGCCAAUGGCAGUGAGCAGUCCAACACCUCCAGCAGCUCUCUGCUCACGCCUCAGAGUUGGAGCGAAAAGCGAUUCAAUUCUGCUGUGGAUAGACUUAAGGAAGCCUGGCGGAAACGAGAUGAGGAAGAGUUCAUGGCUGCUGCAUCACGAGCUGCAAAGCUGCUUUCUGGCGUGCAAAUUGAUAAAAUCCCUCAUGAAUGCCAUCGCUACGCUGUAAGGCAUGCAUACGAUAAAGUAAAGGAUGCUGAGAUUUUGUGAGU
This is a messenger RNA of Cylicostephanus goldi, 683 nucleotides long. The record is from the annotation of a GenBank genome assembly. Lineage: Eukaryota; Metazoa; Nematoda; Chromadorea; Rhabditida; Strongylidae.